AUGGAGGCGGAAACACAGAGACGCAGCUGGAGGCUGACGGAUGAAAUCCGGCUCGUGAGCGGGCUCCGGGAUGAUCUGGCGUCUGCCUUGCAGACCAGAACAGCAAACCGGCUUAAGUUAAAGACAUCGUUCGAGACACAUCAGUCGGCUCUGACUCUUAUUUACGAGGAGAUGGCUGUGACAGGCUCACAAGUGACUGAGAGCCGCGAAGCCCUUCGACACGCAGCGUUCCUUCUCGAAAAGCUCACCGCGUCUGCCGUGCACCUGCAAAAGACAGGCGAAGUAUUUGAACGCCAACUCGUCAAGACAAAACAAGGCUUGGAGCAAGAACAGAAACGAAUCCAUGAGUUACGCGCAAAGCUUGAUACUUACAGAGAGGGAGCCAGUGGAUUAGUUCAGCAGACGCAGGCUACGGAAGCUGCAAUAAUGGAGAUGCGUGAAAUUCACACGACAACUCAAGCACUUCGGCGUGAGCUUGAGGAAUGCAGUGAAGAGAACAACCGAAUGCAGUCUGAAAUGGCAAGGCUUGCGCCUGAGCUACAACGCCAGCGGAAGGCUCUUGAGACCGAGGCUGAGAUCGACGAAAAACAAAAAGUACUCGCUGAGGUCCAGGAAGCGAGAAAACAACUAGACGGAGAGAUGACUGAAACGACAAACAAAAUGUACUCCUCAGUCUCGAAGAUGAAUGAGCUGAGGGACAGGUACGGUCAGCUCUCUGUUGCUGAGAGUGUUGCAGACCCUUCUGCCUGGUCCAGGGAUAUAGAAAUUUCUGACGCAAGAUCUGUCGUCGAAUCUGAGCUCAAGAAAACCAGGGCAGAACUGACUGGACUGCGGAUGGAAGCAAAGAUGAUUGAAGAUGCUUAUGAGGCGGCUGCGAAGUUGAAGAACCUCCGACAAGAGGUUGCCGCGCUGGAAGAGCAGUGUCAUGAAAAAGAAGAGGAAAAAUACCAGUACCCCGCCCCCAUAACAAGAGUUAUUGCUACCAGGCUGGAGGCCACACUGGAGGCAGAUCUAGAUGAAUUCAAAAAGGGGGUCGGGUCUCAGCUUAUGUGCAGGGUUUCUCUUCGGUACCCAUUUUGCUCGGCUACUCGACGGGGUCAGCCGUCCGGGAUAUCUUUGUCGCCUGUGGAACCAAUCGGUACGAAUACUCCUCGUCCGCCUACUCCUCAUGGCACACCUGAUUUGAGGGCUAAAUGCAGCACCCCUGACGGUGGCGCCCCUCCUAAACGCACCCCAGUCGUGUGCUCGCGCGCCAUCCAGCCUCGGACCGCACUGUCGUCUCGAGGUCUCAAUGUGCAUAGUACCACUCUGAAGGCGCACAAAGUCUGUGCCGUCGCCACGCACACACCCGGUUUGCCUGUCGACAGGGACGUGGACGGUGCGCGUGCCCCUGCCAUCCGUCCCGCUGCGGAAACAACCAGGCGUUGUGGAAGGCCUCUCGUUAAUUUGUUGUCCUCUUCGCGGGCGCGCGCUUCCCCGACUCGCGACGCUGCUGAUUCCAACCCUCGGAAGAGGAGCCGGAGGAGUGUUCUCUCUGGUCGUGCUGAGGCGCAGGAGAAAGUAGGGGAUGACCAGGCGCAGGCCUCGUUCUCGAAGUGGCUGUCUGCCUUUACUCCAUCGCAACGAAAAGGUUCUUCCGGUCGGAUGCAAGAGCGACGAAAGAAGACGAGCCCGAAGAACGCGACACGAAAGGACAUGGGGGACAGAAAUAGCAGCACGAGACGGUCUGACGAGGAGGAGCAUCCUUUUGAACUUUCAACAGGAAGCUCGCAUGAGCACAGGAGAGGCAGGCCGCCAAAGGAGUCUCGGCUAGCUGCCUGUUCCCAUCCUCCUUCACACUCGAGACCCAAGAAAAGAGAGGCCAAUAUUUCAGAAGGUGACGGCUGUCCAGGUCCGGGACGCCCGCCUACAAAGCGUCACGCAACAUCGCAGAUCGCAGAGCUGGAUGAGAAAAAGAAACGGAAAGAUGAACUGGAGAAGGUUCACCUUAAACGCGACCGCGGAGAGGAGAAGAAGGGGAGAGAUGAGCAGGAGGGUCAUGUGGACGGUGAAGAAGGCGAUUCCGUCUCAUCACUCUCCUCCUCCUCCUUCAGGAAAGUAGAGAGAGGCGGGAACGAGUCUCUCCUUCCACAGGAGAUCUUCGAGGCCGCACAUGAUGGUAGAGCAGGACCGAAACAUCUUUCCACCGGCCGCAUGAGAGGUGGAAAGAGUUCCCGUCGUCGACUCGCUGCUUCGCCGAAGUCUUCGCCACACACAUCUCUCCCUCUGUCCGACUUCUCCACUCCAGCGUCUGCCUCCAUGACGACUUCCACUGCCUCGGCGGGAGCUCGGAAACCACACUGUGCUUCGUCGCGCCUUGUGUCGUCGCUGCAAGCCGUGGCAAAAAAUGCCUCGCUGUCGCUCUACGCAGCUGAGCAGUGUACCAUGGCAGCGCCAGAGAACAGCCACACCCGGAGAGUCUCUCCCGACGGCUCGUCUGUUCGCCGGCGGCGCUCCACCGACUCCUCCGGCGUCUCGUCGUGCAGUUUGGGGGACGCGCCGCCUAUGGCGGUAUGUCCGUCGCCACCUUCGUCGUCUUUCGCUUCACACCGGAGACCCUCUGCGUAUCUACCUGCUUCUGUGUCUCCUCUCGCUGCUGCCACCGGGCGAAAGGGGUCUCGGGGGGAGAGACGCGGCGGGAAGCGCGGCAAGCUUGGCCUUGGUCGUGCAGCGGAGAGCUCGAUGGGUUGCGAGGCGUCUGGCGACUUUGACAUAACACCUUUUGCAGCUGGAGACGAGAUCGGAACGCACCGUAGCCAGAUGGCCUCGCCGGUCAGUGGCAGUUCCUCAGCUAGCCACGCGGCCGGAGGAAAAGGGAACGCAGCUUCGUCGUCGCUGCAAGGCUUCUACCGAGCAAACAACCGUCACUGGCAGAACAACUGUCUUCUUCUCUACGAGCACGUCAUGGCGCAUACCCUCGAGUGGCCUUCUCUGACAACGCAGUGGAUGAACGCCUGCACCCCGAAAGGCAAUGGAGAGGCGACGCAGACGCUUCUCUUGGGGACGCACACUAGCGGCCCUCAGCACCUCAGCUUUCUUCUUCUGAUGGAGGUGACGCUUCCACUGGAGCCCGUCCAUCCGUCGGGGAUGCACUUCGAUCAGCGCCAAGAUUACGUCGGGUUCGAUUUCGGCGACGAAGACACGAGGAAGUUUACCAUCGCCGCUCGGAUUCCGCACGAAGGCGAAUCAAACAGGGCUCGCUUCUGUCCGCUCGAUCAGACGAAACUCGCUUCAAAGGCUCUCGACGGAUGUGUCUACAUCUUCGAUGUCUGCAACGCGGGCAGCCAGUCGGCGCUGGGGCCGCUGGUCCCCUGCGGCGCCUCGCAACCCGAUGAGGGCUCCGCGAAGACCUACAGGACGGCAAAAAAAGGCGAUGUUUCUGUGGGAGAACUGCCGCCGACGUUCAUGCAGGAUCAGGCGGAGCUCGUGCUCGAGGGACACACUGCAGAGGGGUGGGGACUCGAAUGGGGGCCGCCGCAGAGGGAGAGCUUCAUCGCGUCCGCCGCAGAUGACGGCAUCGUCUGCCUGUGGGAUGUUCACGCGAAACCGCAUCAGCACAAGCGUCUUGCGCCGCUUCACAAGCUCGUCGCCGACUGUCGGCUCCGCGCCCUGCAGGACGUGGCGUGGAAGCGGGGGGACGGCGAGGGCCGCGUUCUCCUCGGCGUCGGCGACGACGGAUUUUUGAACAUGUGGGACAUUCGCGUUUCGCCGGCACCAGUCGUGCGGACGCAGUGCAGCUGGACAUGUACCAACGCCCUGGCCGCGAACCAGAACGCGCCCUUCGUCGUGGCGACCGCAGGAGCCGACAAGGGAAUCAGCGUCUGGGAUCUUCGCGCGCUGCGUCGGCCCGCGCAUCGCCUGCUGCAUGCACACAGCGAAGCCGUGACCUGCCUCAAGUGGGCGCCAGGCGAGAAGACGAUGCUCGCCUCAGGCAGCACCGAUCGCUUGAUUCGCAUUUUUGAUCUCUCGCUGGUCGGCGCUGAGCAAGAGAGCGACGAGGCGGAAGACGGGCCUCCGGAGCUCCUCUUCGUCCACGGCGGGCAUCUGGGGGCCGUCAGCGAUUUCGACUGGAAUCCACAGUCUGACCGUUUCUCCUCGCUUAUGCUCGCGUCGGUCUCUGAGGACAACGCCCUUCAGAUCUGGCAACCGACGCGAAAGGCCUUCAAGCGCGAAUACCUCUUCGAUGACAGUCCAGACGAUGCGCGCGGGCGAUUCGGCGGCGGAGACGCGGACGGCAACGACGUCGAAUGA
Besnoitia besnoiti is the source of this 4290-nucleotide messenger RNA. RefSeq names its product RbAp48. Gene Ontology annotation, molecular function: histone binding. Gene Ontology annotation, cellular component: nucleus. The record is from RefSeq and is a predicted model, not a curated record. Gene Ontology annotation, biological process: regulation of gene expression. The transcript is spliced from 23 exons. Lineage: Eukaryota; Apicomplexa; Conoidasida; Eucoccidiorida; Sarcocystidae. Bases 1 to 4290 code for a protein of 1429 amino acids.